AUGGCGGGUGCGGCAGCGGUAGUAGCUGUGCUCGUGCUCGCCGCGGCGCACGGCGCGCUCUGCGGAUCGAGCCACGUUGAGUUCGCGGGGGCCGUCGCCCGCGACCGCAGUGCGCCAGCGCCGUCGUCCUGGCACCGCGGGAACAGCACGGCGCCGGCGCUGGAGGGGUGCGGGUGCGAGCCGACUCCGCCCUCGUGGAGGUUCCUUAACGACAAGCUGAGGGCGCUGUACCCGGUGAUCCAGGCGUUCAAGCAGACGAUCACGUGCGACCCGCUGGGCGUGACGGCGACGUGGACGGGCACGGAGCUCUGCGACAGCUUCUUCAACGGCACCACCUACUACAAGGGCUUCUACUGCGACUACCCGCCGGACGCGCCGAAGAAUCUCACGGUGGCGUCCAUCGACUUCAACGGCUUCGGCCUGUGCGCGCCGUCGCUGGCCGGGUUCAUCGACGCGUUCCCGGACCUCGCCCUAUUCCACGCCAACUCCAACAACUUCUCGGGCGACGUGCCGGACCUGACCCACCUCCAAUACUUCUACGAGCUGGACCUGUCCAACAACAACUUCUCGGGCGCGUUCCCGGACUCCGUCGUGCCGCUGGGCGGGCUGCUGUUCCUGGACGUCCGCUUCAACCGGUACGCGGGCGCCGUGCCGGCGCCGGUGUUCGCGCUCACCGUCGAGGCGCUGUUCCUCAACAACAACGGGUUCAGCGGGCGGAUCCCGGACACGUUCGGCAGCACGGGCGCGCAGUACCUGGUGGUGGCCAACAACCAGUUCACGGGGCCCAUCCCGCGGUCCAUCUACAACACGUCGGCGACGCUGUCGGAGGUGCUGUUCCUCAACAACCGCCUGUCCGGGUGCCUCCCCUACGAGGUGGGGCUGGUGGAGGGGCUCGUCGUGUUCGACGCCGGCGGGAACGAGAUCACGGGGCCGAUCCCGCUGUCGUUCGGAUGCCUCCGCGACGUGGAGGAGCUCAACCUGGCGGGCAACCAGCUGUACGGGCAGGUCCCCGACGUGGUGUGCCUGCUGGCGAGGAACGGGAAGCUGGGGAACCUGUCGCUGUCGAACAACUUCUUCCACUCGGUCGGGCACCACUGCAUGGAGCUCGUGCGGAGCAGGGUCCUGGACGUCCGGCGCAACUGCAUCCUGGGGUUCCCUGACCAGCGGCCCCCGCUCGAGUGCGCCGCCUUCUACGCCGACCCCUCCAAGCACUGCCCCUUCAUCCCGCACAUCCCCUGCGAUUUGCCUGGGUACAAGCCGCCGCAUCCCCAUGCCGCCGCGGCGCUGCCGGCCUCGGCCUCGGCCGCCGCCGCCGGCGCGCCGGCGCACCCUCACCAAGGCCAUGGGGGUGGGAACUGA
This is a messenger RNA of Miscanthus lutarioriparius, 1359 nucleotides long. The record is from the annotation of a GenBank genome assembly. NCBI's taxonomy places the organism in Eukaryota, Viridiplantae, Streptophyta, Magnoliopsida, Poales, Poaceae.